Messenger RNA from Exophiala viscosa, 945 nucleotides. RefSeq lists its product as uncharacterized. The record is from RefSeq and is a predicted model, not a curated record. The coding region runs from base 1 to 945 and encodes 314 amino acids. Lineage: Eukaryota; Fungi; Ascomycota; Eurotiomycetes; Chaetothyriales; Herpotrichiellaceae. The transcript has 4 exons.
AUGGGCAGUAUUGCAGGUCCCGGUUCAAGAUUCCCAACUGGUGUCCAGGCCUUGCCUGUAGAUGCACCAGUUGUGGACUUCAUCGACCUCUUGAAGCGCGAUGGCGGUGUCAUUAUCAGGAAUUUUGUUCCUUUAGAUAUCAUCGAUCAGGCCAACAAGGAGAUUUGGCCUCAAAUCGAGAAAGAGCAAGCAUGGAGCGGCGAGUUUUUCCCCAAAGAAACUCGUAAAUGCACUUCGCUUGUCAGACAUAGCCCAACAUACACCAACAGGUUCCUCAUGCACCCCCUUUAUCAAGCCGUUGCGGAUCAUUUUCUCACGACUCGGAACCACUUCUGGUGGGGCAAGUCGUGGAAAGAAUCUGUCUCGAAGCCACAAGCACAUACUGGGGCUGCCAUGUGCAUUGGCCCCGGUGCAAAGGCACAGCCUCUGCAUCGUGAUGAUUAUCUCCACCAUAAUGUACAUACUGAAGUUGACAUCUGGGACGACGGAAGAGACCGAAUGCGAGAGAGCGCAGUGGGUUUGUUUGUGGCUGGAAGUGACACCUCCGUUGCAAAUGGCGCCACAAGGUUCAUCCCGGGAAGUCAUCUCUGGGGUAACUACGAGCGCAAGUCACCCCCGGACGAGUCACUCGCGGUGUAUGCGGAGUUGAACAAAGGAGAUGCCUUUUUCAUGUUUGCAUCAUGCUUCCAUGGCGGCUCCGCCAACACAACUACCGAUAGCCACCGUCUCGUGUACAGCACGUUCGUCACACGAGGUUGGCUUAGACAAGAAGACAAUAUGUAUCUUUCCAUCCCACAUGAUGUUUUGAUGCAGUAUGAUCGUAAGAUCCAGAAGUUUCUAGGUUACUCUUGCUCAGACCCUGGUUGCGGGUUAGUGGAUGACCUUGAUCCCAUAUACCAGCUAUAUCCUGAGGAGCUUGCCAAAGCGGUGCCACAAGAUUACUAG